AUGAAGUCAUAUACUAUCAUUUGGAUGUUUAUAAGCGUUGGUAUAACAGCCACAAGUAUUGGCUUUCUUACAACAUUAACUACUUAUAAGAAAUGCACAGAUUUUCACGCUGAACGCUUCACAAAUAGUGAUUCUCUUUCUUACAAAACCAAUCUUGCACAAUGGAAUUAUUCGGAUGUUCUCAAGAACGUAGAAAUUUGGGGUUUAUCCACUCUUCCAAGGAUGAAUACAACUGCUUAUAUAGUGAAUAGAUUAACAAUAACAUAUGACAGUUCAAAUAAUGCCAAUGCUAAUUUUGCGCCUUAUGAUUUUGGCUACUCCGGUAUAGUAGGAAAUGCUACGAAUAAUAAAACAUCUUAUCCACUUGUUAGCCUCGUCACUGCUGUUGAUAGUAAUACAGCCACUUACUUUGUUAUUUAUGAAGAGAAUAAAGUUCCUACAACAGAAUGCUUAAGCGCACCAAUCACUUGUUUUGUUGAUCAGUCAAUUAAUUCUCCUUUUACUUCACUUUCUCAACCUCCAAUAAUGGCACCAUAUGGCAUGAAUGAUACGCUUAGUAUUAAUCCUCAUCUACGAUUUUAUGUUUGUGAAUAUAGUAACAAUGAUGCUUACUCUUAUAAGUGGGCUGUGAGAUAUGCUCAAGUAGCAUAUAAACUUGUUUUCGGAUUGGAAUGUGCAAAAUUUACUCUCAUACUUAUCUUUGGUCAAUGUUUAGCUAAUUGUCAUCAAUAUUAUCUUAUAAACUUUACCAAUGAUUCAAUUAUUUGGAUCAUGGUAUUUUUACUUAAAGGAAAGUAUCCCCAACUUGAAGAAGCUUGGAAUGCUUUGGAUGAAGCUGUUGAACACAAACCAAAAAGACAUUUGUUGCGAAUUUUAUGUAAUACUUUCCUCCAUUCGAUACCGAUGAUAGUUUUAACAAUUCAGA
Messenger RNA from Dentiscutata heterogama, 925 nucleotides. NCBI's taxonomy places the organism in Eukaryota, Fungi, Glomeromycota, Glomeromycetes, Diversisporales, Gigasporaceae. The record is from the annotation of a GenBank genome assembly.